GAGAAUCAUUUGCGAUCGAGGGCUGCACUUGGUAUUUAAGUCGAAGACCGUUUUCUAGGGUUUUUUUUUUAUCCUUUCUUUUCUUUCUCGCCAUCGCCGCAACGCUGCGAGAAGGGCCAUGGGGAAGGGCACGGGGAGCUUCGGAAAGCGGAGGAACAAGACUCACACUCUGUGCGUGAGGUGCGGGCGCCGGAGCUUCCACCUCCAGAAGAGUCGGUGCGGCUCCUGCGGCUACCCAGCUGCUCGGAUUCGGAAGUACAACUGGAGUGUGAAGGCGAUAAGGAGAAAGACAACUGGUACAGGAAGAAUGAGGUAUCUUCGCCAUGUACCUAGAAGGUUCAAGAACAAUUUCAGAGAAGGGACAGAAGCAGCUCCUAGGAAGAAGGCUACUGCAGCUGCAGUUUAAUAUGGGUAGACCAUUACAUGCUUUCUCUUGAAUCAAAAGGAAAUGGGUUUUCUUUACUACUCGCAAUUCUUAGAUCAUUUUUGUUUAAGACUGAGUUUAGACUUCACUUUUGGCUUGCUUUGAUUGGAAGAAUACAAUGUCAUAUUGUUUUGAAAUUGAGGUAUUUCCUUUAUCACCA
Messenger RNA from Zingiber officinale, 584 nucleotides. RefSeq names its product 60S ribosomal protein L37-3-like. Lineage: Eukaryota; Viridiplantae; Streptophyta; Magnoliopsida; Zingiberales; Zingiberaceae. The transcript is spliced from 4 exons. Bases 119 to 406 code for a protein of 95 amino acids. Gene Ontology annotation, molecular function: structural constituent of ribosome; RNA binding. Gene Ontology annotation, biological process: translation. Gene Ontology annotation, cellular component: cytosolic large ribosomal subunit; ribosome. The record is from RefSeq and is a predicted model, not a curated record.